Molecule: messenger RNA, 1287 nt
Organism: Theileria annulata
Lineage: Eukaryota; Apicomplexa; Aconoidasida; Piroplasmida; Theileriidae
Exons: 9
Coding region: 1-1287 (428 amino acids)
Biological process (GO): protein ubiquitination
Molecular function (GO): transferase activity
Source: RefSeq, a predicted model, not a curated record
AUGGAGUCAUGGGAAUUCCCCUUUUGUAUCAUAUGUUAUGACAGAUUACUCACAAAUUUAACUCUUCUGCCUACCUGUGGACAUAUUUUCCAUAGUGAAUGUUUAAAUACCUGGUUUAAUAGACUUAAACUUAAGACCGGAAGUUGUCCUUUAUGUAGAACAUCUGUGAACAUUAAUAAGGUCAUUCCUCUAAAUUAUUCCAUCUCGAGAUCUGAUUCUAACGAAAAUUCAUCUUCUAGUGAUGAGAAUAAAGAAUAUGAUCAUCUAAGGCAUCAGUUAAGUCAGGCAUCUUCUGACAAUCUCGAUCUUUCUCAAAAGAUACAAUCUCUCAAGACUGAGAAUGAUGAUCUCCAAUCAAAAUUAAAUGAAGAGAUUUCAAUUAAAGAAGCCUUGACUACUGAGAACAAGGACCUCAAAUUUACUAACGAAAAGAACAUCACGACAAUUAACGGACUUGCCAACAAGGUUAUUGACCUUAAUGAGAAGCUCACUAAGUUCUCACAUGUUUCCAGAUAUCUUGAGAAUCAAAAUAUUCCAGAAGCCGAGAAUUUAAAGUCGUUCCUCUCCCAAUUUACCCAUGAGGAGAACAUGAACAUCCUAACUUCAAGGAUAGUGGAGCUUGAAAAUUCAGUAUCUGAUUUGACCGAGAGGAACAGGAAGCUGAAGAAUGAGCGUGACGAAACUGAUAUUAUUUACAAGAAGUUGAGGAUGGAGUUCAUUAAAAUGUAUUCGUAUUUUAACCCUCCUGUGGAGGAAAAGAAGAUUGAGCUGCCUGGAAUCAAUGACAACUACAGUGGUAGUUGCACCAGGAUGAGACCACAAAAAUCAAAUAAGAAUUCCAUGGACCAUAACUCGGAGCAUUCAGGACAAUUAACACCUUCGUCCUUUUUAACUAAUAAUCAUCCAAUGAGCCCAUUCAUUAACAAUAGGACGAAGAACGUUCUGGAUACAAGCAUGUCCGGUCAAAUGAAUUUAACGCCUGGAAGAACCAUGAAGUAUUCUAAAAUCAAAAAGGUUAAGCUUGUAACACCGGAUUACGCAAACAAUGAACGCUCUAAGUUGGUGUCAUCGCAUGAAAGGAGAAACACAUUCAUCGCAUAUCCCUCAGCUAGUCCAGGUUCCUCGCCAGAUCCAACAGGUAUCAGGAAACCAAAAUCUAAGUUAAAACCCAAUUAUGAAAUUGGAAACAAUGGUAAAAAUAUGGAUCCUCUAGCAAACAACAAUAAACUCCCAAGCAUUUACGCAUUUUUUAAGGCCAAGGAUAAAGAUAAUAGUAAUAUAAUAUAA